This is a messenger RNA of Diachasmimorpha longicaudata, 4463 nucleotides long. RefSeq names its product titin-like. The transcript is spliced from 4 exons. The coding region runs from base 703 to 4137 and encodes 1144 amino acids. The record is from RefSeq and is a predicted model, not a curated record. Lineage: Eukaryota; Metazoa; Arthropoda; Insecta; Hymenoptera; Braconidae.
AUUCACCAAAACAAAUCACCACCCCGCAGGACAUUGUUUACCCUGGCCAAACCUGACCAGUAACAAAAGCUAAAUUUUUCCGGGGACUAAUCUCCACUUGAAUACCGCUGAGCUUUCCCUGCAGAGGGAUAACGGGUCGUCGAGACCAUUUUCCAAAAAAAGAUAAAGUGGAUUCUCCCCUAAUUAUCUCAGAAUACAUACAUAUAUAUAUGUAUAUAUAUAUACACACGUAUGUAUCUGCCGUAGUGAUGAGGUACAAUGGCGGCUGACGGUCAUGGCGAAGCCACAUCUCAAAAUAUCGACACUGUGAAUCACACUAGAAACAUAAAUACCCCAUUGUCUCCUAUAUUUAUACUCCAUAGAGUCCAAGUGCACCAGUAAAAAAAAACAAAAAAAAAUCAUUAAAUAAUUUAUCAGCCCCUAGCAGCCCUGGUUGCCAAUAAAUAACGAAUAAAUCCACCACAACUAGAAAUAAAUACGUAAGUGAAGUGGUGAGCAGUUUCGCGAAUUGUCAACAAUUGAUUUCUAACCUUAACCGCUAAUCAAGGAAGCUCCAUUCUUUAUCCCAGUGGUUGGAAGACCGAGACAAGCGGUAAUUAUGAAAUUUUCGUAAAAAUCAGGAGAAAAAUUAUAUUCCUUUCAUGGAAGUCAUCUCAUUGAGUUUAAGAGACCCUCAAUGACCGAUAAUUUUCAUCAAUAACAAUGAAUAAAGAAAAAAUCGACAAUUCCAUGAAAAUCGGAGAGAUUGGAGUCACUGAUGACUCGAAAACAGCUCCAAAAAUUGUAAAAAAAGACUCAACAAAUGGACCAGAGAUCAACGAAAUAGUCGAUGAUGGUCUGAGUAAAACUGAGGGCCUGAAAGGCGAAGAGAAUGGGACGAGUCUGAAGGAUGGGGUAGGUCCUCCCCCCGAGACUCCUAAAGAACAAGGAGAAAAUCCCGUUGUGUCCGAAACAGAAGUGUCAGAGGUCCCAGCCAGUGAAAAGUCGAUCCCCAGCUCCGAAGAGCCUGUUUCCAAGAAAUCUCCUGAAAAACUUGAAUCUUCUCCAGGAAAGUCCCCUCUUGGUCUUCAGGACGAUGUAAAUGCGAACCCUGAGGAGGGAAAAUUGACAUCUGAAGGCACUGAGGACCCUCAGGCCCCUAAUGUCUCCACAGAUGACAAGGAAGAUAGUACAGAUGAAUCCGCCGAGAAAAAAUCUGAGGAAAAAGCGGAAGUGAUCCAAAUGAUAGAGGAGAUCAUCGUGAUGCCAGUAGAAGAAUCAAAGAAGUCUGACUGCAACGAAGUGGAGUGUCCGGAGCCUUCGUUGACGCCCCCGGACUCAUCACCAGCCGAAGGCCCUGAGAAUGGAUCGUUGAGUCCUCAGGACGAGAGCCCCCCAGAGGCUGGAAAGCCAGAACCACCAGAACCAAAGAAACGAUCAGUUAUCGAAUUUAUUUACGAGGACUGGAGUGAUGGGAACGUUGAGGAGGAGGAAGCCCCAUCAUCGAAGGUGGACGACACGGUUGAGAAUCAGCUGAAGAGCCUUCUGGAAGAGAAGGUCCCAAAGACGACGCGGAGAACACCCUCUCCGAAGGUCCUCCCCCCUGAGAAGACCCCAGAACUGCUGUCGAAGUCGAUCACCGAUUCAAAGAAUCCUGGACUGAAGAAAGAGGAGAAAAAAACAGGGAAAACUGUGGUCGAGGCUUCCUCAGAUAGCAAGGAGCUCCUGGCGAUCCUGGAGGGUGACAUCGAGCCAGAUUGGUCGGACCUGAAGCCCCCUACGCUCCUAAUCGAGUGCAGUUCGGAUCAGAAUUCCAAGUCAGAGUCUGAACAAAAUCCACCGAAGUUGGAUCCCCUGAUCGAGAGACAACUGGCGCUGAAGCAACUCCUGGAGCUGCCGAUGAACUCAAAGAAGCCCAGGAUAUCCCCGAGGAAGUCCCCAGUUGUGCCAAAACAAAUACUCGAGGAGGAUGAGACUGUUGAAGAGUUCAAAGUCGAUGAGAGCCGGUCUGGGAGAAAGAGAAAACCGACGGAGAAGGCUAGGGAGCACGAGAUAACGGCGAAACGUCAGAAGGUCAUCAAAGUGAAGGCUCCGGGUGAAAAGGCUCCGGUGAAGAAAGUUGAGACAGUACCACAAGAGAAAAUUAAAGAAAAAUCAUCCGAUGAGACGAAGGGAGACGUGGAAAUCCCAAAAAAAACUGCCAAGGAUGCUAAAUCCGUAUCAGCAGCAAAAAAAAUCAUUCGCAAAAUCCCCCAGAAGCCUUCGAGUAUUGUCAGACCUCCGAGAAAGUCACGUAAAUCAGCGGGUGGAUCACUGGAAGGGGCUCCAAAGCGAAAAAAAACUGUCAACGAAAUCGAUCGUCUCCUCCAGGACGAAGGAGUCGUCAAUUUGCUGUAUGACGUGGAACAGCCAGGAAAACGACGGCUGGUUCCCGUGACAAAAUCCCAAGCCAAAGUUAUGGACAUUCAGAAGGUCCAGAGGGAACUCAGAAUUCGAACGAAACUCGUGAAAAAUGCAGUUCUGCGAUUGAGAACAUCAGCAGGACCUGGACCCAAUGCACCUCGAGCGAAAAGAAUCUCCGCUGGGAGUUGUUCAUUGGAGGAGCAGGAGUCACCGACUGUAACACCGACACAAUCAUCGACUCCAGGAGAGGAAUUUCUCAUUCCAGCGAAGAUCAGAAACGCUGCAGACGCUUCGAUAAUCGUCCGGAGGCACUCGUCAAGUUCAUUUUCUAGUGCAUCGGGCAGCCCUAGGGUCAGUAUCGAUAGCAAUGACAGACAGGUGAGUUACGAUGAAGGAAAGAGUCAGGGGCAUGCGAUGAAAGCUGGAAAACGAAGUCCGCCUCAAGGGGGAAGGAAAAAAGUUGAAGGGAAGAAAGCAAAGAAGGUACUCGAUCCCAAAUUGGGGGAGAAUAUUGCGCCUAAAUCGAGAGGAAAAUCACCUGCGGGAAAGGCCAAACCUGUGGACCGAAAGAAGAUAUUGAUAAGGAAAGCACUGAUGAUGGAUAAUGACGGGGAUGACAAGACGUUGAAGGUCGUGAAGUCCAAUGGAACAGCUGGAAAAAUUACCACGCCCAAGAAGAGUCCGAAGAGUAAAGUGAAAUUCGCCAAAAAUGCUCACUUGGAUGGUACAAGCGUGAACGAACCUGAGGGUGUUUUGCUUGAUGGACUAUCUGUCUCCCACGACGCUGAACAGGACGAAGAUGAUAAACUAUCUGCGUGUCUUGCUGCUGCUGUCACAGCUCUAGCCAAUGACACUGCCUCGCGGGGAAAGAAUUGCGUACUUAAUAGGAAAGGAAAGACCAGGGAGCAGAGGGGAAAGGACAGCAAAGUUCAGUUCAGUAACAAGGAGAUCAAUGUCCAGAGGCAUGCUAAUCUGGUACAGUUGAUUCUGACACCAUCGACGACAUCGAAGAUUAGAAAUGGAAUCACCCUGCAGAUGAUGCAGGAGUUCAGAGAGGUAUUGUCGGUUCUUAAGAAGGAUGACAGUUGCAGGGUGGUUUUACUCACUUCGACGGGCUCGAGCUUCUGCGAGGGCCUGGAACUCUCGAGUUUGUUGGAGGAGAAUAAGGAUGUCAGGAGGGCCAAUGCUCAAUUACUUGCUGAUGGGGUCAAAGAUUUUAUCAAGAGUUUAGCUACGUUUAAUAAGCCCAUUGUUGCUGGAGUGCAGGGCUCGGCUGUUGGAUUGGGUGUCACCAUGUUGCCUCUUUUUGAUCUGGUUAUCGCCAGUGAUAAAGCUUCAUUUAGUACACCUUAUGGGAAACUGGGACAGAUUGCUGAGGGAGCUGCUGUUUUCACGCUGUCCCAUGUUUUGGGAAGUGCUGUGACAAGUGAACUUCUGUUGGGAGGCAGAACGUUAACAGCCAAUGAAGCACUCAGAGCUGGACUUGUCACAAGAGUACUGUGGCCAGAUAGAUUUCAUGUUGAACUGUUGCCUUCUCUCCGAGCUAUGAGUGAACAAUCCUCACAGUCAAUGGAAGCAACAAAGGCCCUCCUCCGUCACAGUUUGAGAUCAAAAUUAUCAGCAGCACUGGAGUCCGAGAGUUAUCUAUUGGUACAACACUGGUGUUCAACGGAAUGUCAAAAUGCAAUCCGAGCUUACAUGGAUGAGAAGAGAAGGAUGUGGCAAAGUGGUAAAUUGGUGAUAAACGAAUGUUGAGAAAAAUUCAGAUAUAUUUUUUUUUCUCAAAUUCAAACAACACAUGAAGAAGGGAUGACUGGGGUUAUUGUUUCGCUCGUCUUUCCUCGUGUCCCAACACCUCUAUCUAACUCAGUAACUUGUUGUUACUGGUUGAUUGAUUACUAAAACAUUAUGACAAGAAAAAUGUAUUUUGCGAACAUUCUUUCAUGUGGACAGUUCAUCGUAUGGAAUAUAUUUUUUAAUUUUAAUUUUAUCGAAAUUUGUUCCAAGUUCUCACAAGAAUAUUUGUUAUUAUCAUUAGUUUGUAUUGUUAAUAAAUAUUCUGUCGGAGAAUGUUCACUGUA